This is a messenger RNA of Cladocopium goreaui, 1986 nucleotides long. Lineage: Eukaryota; Dinophyceae; Suessiales; Symbiodiniaceae. The record is from the annotation of a GenBank genome assembly.
AUGUGCCCACUCAGAAAUAUUGGCACAGCCAUUGUGUUUCUUGUGGCAGUGGAUGCGGCCAGCCUUUGCGCAUGGACAAGUGAUGACGCAACGAAGCAGUGGCCCAGCGGAUGGCGUGAUGGCCUCAGAAGCCUGCAUGACCUUCUCCGUUGCGAAGGCUACAACAAGGCGGCCAGACCAUUGCCGGGGACAAUAGCAGAGCUGCUGCAAGCCCUAGAGAUGGAAGAUGAUGGCACUGAUGCGGGGAUAGACCGACAGCGUUUGAAAAGGAGAUAUCGCGAUUUGUCUGUGAAGCAUCAUCCUGACAAGACCCGUGACUCUGCGCGCUUUCAAAAGCUCAGAGAUGCUUAUGAAAUCCUUGAGGAUCCGGUGAAAAUCCUGCUGUAUGACACAGGUGGCAUGGAGCUGCUCCGAAAAUAUGAGGCCAGCUCAGAUGCCCUGCCAGUCACUGAAAGCUUGGAGUUGCAGACCUUGUCCAGACAUCAUCGAGCACCAACAGGUUUGGGUAAGCUCAUCAGUUUGAGGACCAAGUUCGAGAACUACAAGAAGGAGAUGGCCGACAAGAUCAACGAGGCAGUGUUGCCUGCAGGGUCGCUGGCUGCCUGGCCCUCGCCGAAGAUUUGGCGGCAGCAGUGGACAGAGAUCGCCCUGGAGGGUUUCGCCCUCACCAUCCACGGAUGGUCUCCUGAUGGUCGUUGUUUGUUAGUCGUUGCCCACGCCUUGAGCGCGGCAGUGGGACACGUGAAACGCUGCCGUGUGCAGCUCUGGUCGACGGAGGGGGCCGACGCCCCGGUGGUGCCGGUGAUGGAGAUCAGCACGUUGGAGGACUGUCCUCUGCACCGCCUGCGUGUCAUGGAGGGUGGCCUACUAGGUGCUGCGGUGGAUGGCACCGCACGGUUGAUCUCGUUGGAGGAAUCUGCUCCGCAGCACAUCAUCUUGGGCGACGCCUGGAAUGCGGCAGCACCCACUGGAGCCUCGUGGAGGAACUGGCCCCGAGGAGCCAUCGAUGCUUGUAUCUUGCCGUGCCACCGCAUUGCUGUGACGCUGCGGCACCGGCAGAUGGCGGGAGACUGCGAGGAGGGCGACGCAGUGGUGGUCUUCGGGCGGCACUUCGAAGCCAGCAACUACCGGCGGCUGCUGAUGGGUCGCAACAUGGAAGCCGAUCUGCCGCGCGAUGAAGAUGCAGCACUGAAGAGCUUAAGUUGCUUCCUUUCGCAUUUGGAGCUGGAUGCCACUAGCCUGGACUUGGCGCGGCAGCAGGCUGCCAGGUACUUGGACCGCGUCCAGAGCAUGCUGGGAGAAUUGUCACCAGCCUUCAAAAGCCAAGUGGAGGCAGCUGCAGCUUGGUGCAGCCCGGAGGAUCCAUCUCUGCAGCGGCUCAUCAACAACGCUGUGGAGGCUGAUGAUGGGGAUCUGCUGAAGUCUUUGGUGCAUUUCUUUCUCAGUUUACACGCCUGGCACCACGCCUUGCGCAGUCCAUUGCUACCACCGGCACCUUGGGAGGAAGGACGGCUGUGCUGUGUUGCAGAGGCUUUGGAUCAGAGUUGGCGACCCUUUAUGCGAGAGGGCAGCACUUACCGGCUUCCCACCUUCACUUCCCUGGCACCAAUCAGGACAGUCGCUGCACCCACGGAGGAUCCGGAGGAUCCGAAGGAUGGGGUCCCGCAAACCCACUGGUACCUGGAUAUGGAAGGGACAAGCGUCAACGACACAUCGCUGCUGUACAUCGAUGCAGAGCUGGCAGGUGGAGGUGGGAUAUGGAUUCUGCCGCCCUACUGCGUGGUGGAAGUGGUGUCAGCGAAGCUCACAGAUGGCGGGGUCGACUACAUCACAUUGCGACUACCAGGAGACUCUGUGAGCCGCAUGGAUUUGCCCAUUGGGCCGCCCAUGCACCGACUGAGCCUGGACGCCAUGGCGGAGGCAGAAGGUGGCAACAGGUGGUAGGAAUUGUUGUGACUUGUGAAUGCUACAAUUGGGCAUCAAAAC